This is a messenger RNA of Aspergillus niger, 192 nucleotides long. RefSeq lists its product as hypothetical. Lineage: Eukaryota; Fungi; Ascomycota; Eurotiomycetes; Eurotiales; Aspergillaceae. The transcript is spliced from 2 exons. The record is from RefSeq and is a predicted model, not a curated record. The coding region runs from base 1 to 192 and encodes 63 amino acids.
AUGGAUGAAGAUGGUAAGCCAGGAAUACACGCAAGGCUGUGGUGGGGGGUGAAGGAAGGCAGUGCUGUUGCCGCCAGUGAGAGGUGGCCAAUCGCAGCCGAUCCAGCUGUCAUCGUGGAAUCGGUGGUUGAGAAGCAAUUGACAAGACUGGUCGAGGUGGAUAACUACCCGAUCGCAGAACCAGCCCACUAA